Molecule: messenger RNA, 1804 nt
Organism: Coregonus clupeaformis (lake whitefish)
Lineage: Eukaryota; Metazoa; Chordata; Actinopteri; Salmoniformes; Salmonidae
Product: 3-mercaptopyruvate sulfurtransferase
Exons: 2
Coding region: 105-1004 (299 amino acids)
Biological process (GO): transsulfuration
Cellular component (GO): mitochondrion
Molecular function (GO): thiosulfate-cyanide sulfurtransferase activity
Source: RefSeq, a predicted model, not a curated record
GGCGUGUUAUUUCUCCCGGGACAGCGCUCUCUCUCUCUCCAUAAAAACUGUAUCUCGUUCUACCUGUAUCACCUUUGAAACCGCCGGGAAUUACACGUUCUACGAUGGCGCUCCAAGCGAGGGCUAUCGUCGCGUCCAAGUGGCUUCUCGAUGCCGUCAAAGACCAACGGGUUGGACCCAAACUCCGCGUCUUGGACACGUCUUGGUACUUACCCAAACUCAGGCGCAACGCCAAGAGCGAAUUCAAAAAGAGGCAUAUCCCGGGUGCAGCCUUCUUUGACAUAGACCAGUGCUGCGACAAAACUUCUCCGCUAGAUCAUAUGCUGCCAUCGGAGCGCAUUUUUGCAGAUUAUGUUGGAAAUUUGGGAAUUGGGAACGAUACGCACGUCGUGGUCUACGAUGCGAGCAAUUUCGGCGCGUUCUCUGCGCCCCGAGUUUGGUGGAUGUUCCGAGUGUUCGGCCACAGUUCUGUAUCGGUUCUGAAUGGAGGACUCAAAAACUGGGCGAACGAGGGACUUCCAGUGAGUGACCGGUACUCCCGACCCGAGCAGACGGAGUUUAAGGCCUCUUUGAACCGCUCCUGGGUGAAGACGUACGAGGACAUCCUGGAUAAUCUGGAUAGUAAAGAAUUUCAGGUGGUCGAUGCCAGACCAGUGGGGAGAUUCAAAGGGGUGGAUCCAGAACCCAGAGACAAUACUGAGCCAGGCCACAUCCCCGGCUCCAUCAGCAUGCCCUUCUCCUCCUUCCUCUCUCUGUCCGGUCACCUCCAUCCCCGUGAAGUCCUCCAGACCAUGUUCACCCAGGCUGGUGUCGACCUCUCCCGCCCGCUCUGCGUGUCCUGUGGGUCGGGUGUGACUGCCUGCCAUGUGGCCCUCGCCGCCCACGAGUGUGGGCACCCUGGGGUGUCGGUGUACGACGGGGCGUGGUCCGAGUGGUACACCCGCGCCGUGCCUGAGCAUGUGAUCUCAGUGGGGUUCGGGAAACACUCCCCUGUGUUUGGAUGAGAGGGAGGAAGGGAGAGGAACGUGUGAUUGGAUGAGGAGUGGAAGAGGGAGAGGGAAUGUUGAUUGGAUGAGGGGGAGGAAGCUCAUUGUGAUUGGAUGAUUAUUGGACAAUAGUUAGAAACUGCCUUACCCCCGUAGGCACAGAUCUAGGAUCAGCGUACUCUCUCCAAAUCCUAAAGGGGAAAUGUAAAUCUGGCCUUAGGUCAGUGUCUUGGGGUAACUGUAUCCUACUGUUUGGACAAGAGGGGGGUUGGUGACUAUCACAAGGGAAUGUUUGGAUGCUGAUGUCAUAGGUCAGUUGGAGUUUGAAUUCACGUUAGUUAGUCAAUCUUUCAUUAGCCUUAUCAUUCACACACCUGCAAUGACAGGACUAUAAUUUCCUCAAAACACGAGGGGAAGUGGGUGGCCCCACUGGACAAUCCAGUAUCUCUGCUAAACAGUGUGUGGGUCUGGUCCUCACAUACAGACAGAUGGGGCUGAACCCCACAUGCGUACACAAACCUUAAGCCUUAAGACAUUCUGUAGUCAUAUGAAUGUAGUAAAUAUGGAUAUAAAUAUCAGUCAAUGUUGUAAUGUCACUGUGAUCUUUAAUUUGUUAAGAACAUGGUUGAAUUUUUGUAUGUAUCUGAUAUUAAAAAUAAGUUCUAUAAUAACUAUUAAACCUCUUUCUCUUUUAGCUAUAUAGAUAAAGCACCUGGAUAGGGUUGAAAUUGAUGUUCAUUACAUGUUAAAUAGUCUCUUUUUGUAGUUGCUUGUGGAGGAGAAAAGAGCCUGUGAAAAUAAACUACUUGUUACUCCAA